Messenger RNA from Amphimedon queenslandica, 885 nucleotides. RefSeq lists its product as uncharacterized. The transcript has 5 exons. Bases 46 to 885 code for a protein of 279 amino acids. The record is from RefSeq and is a predicted model, not a curated record. NCBI's taxonomy places the organism in Eukaryota, Metazoa, Porifera, Demospongiae, Haplosclerida, Niphatidae.
AGAGCUUAAAUAAACUCUCACACCCACCAUUACCACAAGAAGCCCAUGAUGCUCUUGGCCUCUAUUGACCUUGCUAUUGUCUUCUUGUUGAGUGUCAGUGAAGUUAUUAGUCAAUGUCCACCUUCCUCAGGUAUCUACCUGAGGUAUGAUGGAAACUGUUUUCCCAAUGGAUCAUAUUUUUCAGAUAGUAGAAUCAGACCAACUCCUCUAGAGUGUGGUUUACCUGGUGCUACUCUGAAUGGUGGACAAUGGAUUGGUCCUAAUGGAGUAGUUCCUUGUGAUGGUGGUAACAAUGCAAAUGUUGAAUGUACUACUGGGUCAGGUGCUAGUCUCAGUGUUAACAUAAAUCCACCAAGCUUUCUUGAAGCAACGGGUGAUGGCUGGUACAAAUGUUGCCUGCCCAACGAUUGUUCAAAUCCUAACACUAACAGCAUUUUUGCUAAUAUAUUCAGAUUUACUCAAAUAGAAUCAUUUACUGUUGCUGAUCUUCCUUCUGAUAUGACAGUAUAUCCUCAGGAAUUCAAAUUGAAUUGUGUUAAAAUUGGAUUCAUUCGUUACGAUGUUAUGAUGAUCAUUGGUAAUACUCUGCUGGCUAAUUACACUAAUUGUCAUGAUCCUGAUAAUGCUUGUCCUGGUACUGUGAUAUUUAGUAGUACCAACACAAUAAGAUAUACCAUUACUGUCACAUGGGAUGGAAUGAUUGUCAGUAAUGGAUUGAUCAAUCAAUUAGUUACUGGAGAUCAAAUGUAUCAAUGUAGGAUAGCAGAUCAUCCUGAUGCUAAUGCAGAUAGAACACGUAAUAUAACUGUAAAAGUGCCAACAACUGCUCCCUCUUCUUUCACUGUGUACAGGUGGAUAGAAGUAGUAAUAAUACAAUCACACUAA